CCCUCCUCAUCUGCUGGACCAUCUCUCGUCCUCUGAGGCUGGCUGCUCGACUUUCCAUCUCCUCCAGACCCCGUCUUCACUGCCCCAUCGUUUCCAACAGCCAUGAGCGACACCAAGGGUCCCUGGGUGUGCACCAAGGGCGUCUCGGUUCAUGACUUUUACAUCAGCCAACGCCGAACAACCACAAACUUUGCCUUCCUGCUGCUAAACGAGCUCUCCGAGAGCUCAUUCCAAGACCGGCCCGUCCACUCGUUCCUGCCCCACACUUGCAUGAAGUGGAAGGGCGUCGAUGUCAAUCUGCAGUACGUCGAGGGCAUCCGCCACUCGUCCGUUGUUGUGCUCCUCAUUGCUGAAGCCGACAUGAAACGCAUUCAGAUCAUGACCGAAGAAGAAAAGCUGUUCCUCGAUUGGGAGCACGCCGUCGACCUCAUGGACCAGUUCCAGGCCGUUGUCCAACCCGUCUUCGUCGGCACCGUUGCAGAGCGCAUGAGAAAAAAGAGCGACGUGCAGUCCUUCCCGAACACCCUCCACAACAGCGACCUGAGUCCGAGAAAAUACACCAUCCGCCAGAUUGUCCAGCGUAUUUUUUCACUGACACCCAUUUUUGUUGCUUCACAAAAGCUGGAGAUUGCUAAACGAAUCGUCCCAGGCCUCAUCGAGACCCUGGGAAGAGCCACACAGUCGAAUCUCCCUCGAAACGAGACCGCCAAGUCCAUCCUGAUCGUGCGGUCUGUUGUCGGCGAGGAGCGCGAGGAGUCUUCGGCCGUGGUUCGGUUCACCAACUCGACCGACGUGGCCAAGAUCAGUGUCGACGACAUGGAUGUGGACCGCCGAGUCAACGACGCCGGGUGCCUUGUCUUUGUGUUUUCUCUUUCGGAUUCCAAGUCGCUCUGGAAGCUCUUGAGUGUGGUGAUGAAGUACCGCAACAAGAUCGAGGCCGCAGAAAAAGCUGGUAGCAAGCCGGACAUUGCUCCGUUCUUGGUCGUCGGCACCGAUGCCACCGAUUCCCGCCGCUUCAUCUCGACCGAGCGUGCGCAUCAGUUCCUCCAAGGAUUGGGGCCUGAGAUUGUCACCUUCAUCGAAGUCGAUCAGGCGACUGGCAAGGGCAUGGACCUUGUAAGGCAGCUUUCGUGUCGCAUCGCAGCGGGCGAGCUGGCCACGAUCCGCAAGGAGAUUGAGAGCGGCAUCACUCUGCCUAUCUACGCCAUGAAGAACAUGCUGGCAGACACCACCGAGCGCCCAGCCCUCCCGAUGCCCGCUCGCACAGGUCCGCCGCCUGUUCCUCCCAAGCCUGCUUCCAUGUCGGGUCCGCGACCACCAGAUCCGGUUGAGUCCGAGCCUGCGGCGGAGUCGCCUUCGAUGGGUCGGUCAAGGUCACGCCCGGGCUCGGGUGCUCGCCCUCAGCUGGAGCCAGUCUCCAUGUCCCGCACCAAGUCGAAGCCAGUCCCAAUGUCGCGCACCAAGUCCCACAGCAAAUCCCAGAGUCCGUCGCCUUACUCGGACUCGAUCCCACCACCCGUCCCUCCCAAACCAACGACUUUCAUCACACCCACUGACAACGAGGCUGAAGCGCCCCUCCCGCCCCCGCCUGCGACUCUGUCUGCAGAAUCACGGACUUCCAACUUGAACAAGAUCGUGGAGCUUGCCGACAACAUUGAGGAGCCCACGAUCGAGGAACAAAAGAACGCUCUAGAAAACGCAGACCAGGAUAUCGAGGAUAUGGAAAACUCAGCGUCGACAAACGACGAAGACCAGGACGAGGAUCCCUUGGCUGCCAAGGACAUCAUCAGUGUUGCAGUUGUUGUGUCGCGCGACAACGUAGAGACCGCUCUUGGACUGACACAGCAGCUCCAGCAAGCCCAAGCGGCAGACCCAUUCGCCGAGUAUUCUUUCACCUUCCAUCCCAGCUGGAGUCUCGGAUCGAAGGAGCCGUCGUUCCUUGAUGUCGAGGCCAUCCACAAGGGAAUCGAAUUCGAUGCCUCGCUAAUCCGGGCAGCCGAUGCGGUCAUCCCUUUGGUUUCGGCUUCGUUCAUGGCGGACAGCGUGUGCACCAAGUGUCUGGUCUAUGCCAACCUUCAUCGAAAGAAGAUUGUUCCGUGUCUGCUGGAGUCAGACGACGGAAGCAUCGACCAAAUGAGCGGCGCCACGGACUUUAUUCUCAGCGGAUCGCUCUACUAUCGCAUCAAAAGCCCUGCCAGCCCCACUGUCAUCAAGAGUAUUCAAGAUGCCAUCGCCGUCAAGGAGAGCUGGAAAGCAGUGGAUUAUGUCUUUUUGAGCUACAGCUGGUCGACUCAGAGCUUUGUCAUUCGCGUCAAUGCCGAACUGCAGCUUCGCGGAUUCCAGACCUGGAUGGAUCUGGAUCAGAUGCGCGGACAGAUCUACGAUCAGAUGGCAACGGGCAUCGACGGAUCCAAGGGAAUCGUUUCCUUCAUCAACAACAAGUAUGUCGAAUCCGACAACUGCCGCGGUGAGCUGACCUAUGCUCGCAUCAAGAGGAAGCCCAUCAUUGCCACAUGGAUCCAGACCGAUCUUGCACUGCAGAAGAGCUGGAUCGGCCCUGUGGUGGCCACCCGGGUUGGUGAAGUGCACGUGAACGACGCCGACAAGAUUGCCAGCGCCGAGUUUGACCAGUUUAUCAAGCGGCUCGUUGACUACAUCCAAAACAUUCUUGGCCUGCUUCCCAGUCAGCAUGGCGAUGUGUUGGAUCUUGGAAACUGAAUAGUCACUCUGGCCAGUCCCCCCCCCUCACCUGUCGAGGCGGAGCGCGAAGCCGCCACAAUGGUCUAAUAAACUGUGCGAUUCCAAGAAUAUCGCCCCCUCACAA
Messenger RNA from Polychytrium aggregatum, 2824 nucleotides. RefSeq lists its product as uncharacterized. NCBI's taxonomy places the organism in Eukaryota, Fungi, Chytridiomycota, Chytridiomycetes, Polychytriales. The coding region runs from base 103 to 2718 and encodes 871 amino acids. Gene Ontology annotation, biological process: signal transduction. The record is from RefSeq and is a predicted model, not a curated record. The transcript is spliced from 9 exons.